Molecule: messenger RNA, 1257 nt
Organism: Drosophila takahashii
Lineage: Eukaryota; Metazoa; Arthropoda; Insecta; Diptera; Drosophilidae
Source: RefSeq, a predicted model, not a curated record
AUGGCUCAGAAUCGUUUCUCAAUGCUUGAGCGAAGACUUAACCGCUGUCCCGAAUUAAAGGAAGGCUACGUAAACUUUAUGAAAGAGUACGAGGCUUUGGGGCACAUGUCGCCUCUUCAAUCAUUCGAUUCCAACAUGCGACACUUUUUUAUUCCGCAUCAUUGCGUACAUAGACCCCAAAGCCUAUCGACCAAACUUCGCGUUGUCUUCGACGGAUCAGCAAAAUCAACCUCGGGCAAAUCACUAAACGAUCUUUUACUCUGCGGACCGACAAUUCAGCAGGAUCUCAUCACCACAGUUUUAGCUUUUAGACUACACCGGUUCGUUCUCACCGGUGAUAUCACUAAAAUGUAUCGCCAAUUCAUGAUCGAUCCCCGUGACCGAUUAUUCCAGCUAAUCCUGUGGAGGGAAAACCCAACAGAUCCAAUGAAAGUAUACCAAUUAAACACCGUGACAUACGGCCUAUCAUCAGCUCCGUUUUUAGCUAUCCGAAGUUUACAAUAUUUAGCAAGCGAAUCAAGGUCAGAAUUUCCCGCAGGAGCUUCAGUUUUGUGCAACGAUCUUUACGUAGACGACCUCCUGACAGGUGCUGAUACGGUAGAAGAAUUACUGGAAAAGAAAAGACAGGUCGUACAAAUAUUGAGGAAGGGAAACAUGAGCAUGUCGAAGUUCAACAGCAACUCGCACAUCAUCGGAGGCUUAUCAGCAACGGAAGUCGCCAUCAAGUUUGAAGAAGAAGAAAUCACCAAAGCCCUUGGAUUGUCGUGGCAGCCUCAAAAGGACUACUUCGUAUACAGAUACGACUUAUCAUCAGACAACACGUUUACUAAGCGAAUUGUUUUGUCUACUAUCGCAAGUCUCUUUGACGCACUAGGAUUACUCAGUCCCGUAACCAUACGAUGUAAAAUCCUGUUGCAAGACCUGCACAUUCUCAAACUUGGAUGGGACGAGCCACUCCCGGAUACACAAAAUGAAUUAUUCAUCGGACGUCGGGGCCUGCCUUCGAAACUGUACUGCGAUAAUGCUACCAAUUUCUGUGGUGCAGCAAGGAAAAUGGACGAAUUCAAGCAACAGUUUUUCAGUACAGAGGUCAUCGACGAUCUUCACUCCUUCAGUGCGGUUAAAGGAUUUGACUUUAACUUCAUUCCGCCUCGAGCCCCACAUUUCGGGGGGGCUCUGGGAAGCCGCUGUGAAGUCAGCCAAAACCCUUUUACUGAAGAACAUAUCGGAGGCCAAUCUCACAUACGAAGAGCUUGA